CUUCCGGUCCUUCCCUUUUGUUCUUCCGGCAGCGAACGCGCGCUGCGCCCUGCGCUCAGCGGGCGUCUCCGGGGGCCGCGGGCCGGUGGGCGCGUCCUCCUGGCAUCAUGGCCCGAAACGCAGAAAAGGCCAUGACGGCCUUGGCAAGAUUUCGCCAAGCUCAACUGGAAGAGGGAAAAGUGAAGGAACGAAGGCCCUUCCUAGCCUCAGAGUGCACGGAGCUGCCCAAGGCUGAGAAAUGGAGACGACAGAUCAUUGGAGAGAUCUCUAAGAAAGUGGCCCAGAUUCAAAAUGCUGGUUUGGGCGAAUUCCGGAUUCGUGACCUAAACGAUGAAAUCAACAAACUGCUAAGAGAGAAAGGCCACUGGGAGGUCCGGAUCAAGGAGCUGGGGGGCCCUGAUUACGGAAAAGUUGGCCCUAAAAUGCUGGAUCAUGAAGGCAGAGAAGUCCCAGGAAAUCGAGGCUACAAGUACUUUGGUGCAGCAAAAGAUCUGCCUGGCGUUAGAGAGCUAUUUGAAAAAGAACCUCUUCCUCCCCCGAGAAAGACCCGUGCCGAGCUCAUGAAGGCGAUCGACUUUGAAUACUACGGGUACCUCGAUGAAGACGAUGGCGUUAUUGUGCCUCUGGAGCAAGAAUACGAGAAAAAAUUCAGAGCCAGCUUAGCAGAGAAGUGGAGAGCGGAGCGAGAGGCCCGGCUGGCGCGAGGAGAAAAGGAAGAGGAGGAGGAGGAGGAGGAAGAGAUCAACAUCUAUGCUGUGACCGAGGAGGAGUCGGACGAGGAGAGCAGCCAGGAGAAAGGAGGGGAGGGCGGCCCGCAGAAGUUCAUUGCUCACGUGCCGGUGCCGUCUCAGCAGGAGAUCGAGGAGGCGCUGGUGCGCAGGAAGAAGAUGGAGCUCCUGCGGAAGUACGCCAGCGAGACCCUGCAGGCCCAGAGUGAGGAGGCCAAGAAGCUCCUGGGGUACUAGGGCCAGGCCAGGCCCGCAGGUCAACUGGGCUCUGCUGCGUGGGGCUGCACAUGGGGCUGGUGCCCGCUGGAGCCCGGCGCCGGGCGCCUUUCCUCCCUCCGCACCCCCAGGCCUGUGUGGCAGUCUCGCCAUCUCCUCCCCACACAAGCAUU
This is a messenger RNA of Sorex fumeus (smoky shrew), 1117 nucleotides long. RefSeq names its product ISY1 splicing factor homolog (gene ISY1). Lineage: Eukaryota; Metazoa; Chordata; Mammalia; Eulipotyphla; Soricidae. Gene Ontology annotation, biological process: generation of catalytic spliceosome for second transesterification step; mRNA 3'-splice site recognition. Gene Ontology annotation, cellular component: post-mRNA release spliceosomal complex; Prp19 complex; catalytic step 2 spliceosome. The transcript has 11 exons. The record is from RefSeq and is a predicted model, not a curated record. Bases 108 to 965 code for a protein of 285 amino acids.